Sarcophilus harrisii (Tasmanian devil) is the source of this 1817-nucleotide messenger RNA. RefSeq names its product cyclin dependent kinase 5 (gene CDK5). The transcript has 11 exons. NCBI's taxonomy places the organism in Eukaryota, Metazoa, Chordata, Mammalia, Dasyuromorphia, Dasyuridae. Gene Ontology annotation, cellular component: cytoplasm; nucleus. Gene Ontology annotation, molecular function: cyclin-dependent protein serine/threonine kinase activity; ATP binding. The record is from RefSeq and is a predicted model, not a curated record. The coding region runs from base 1 to 822 and encodes 273 amino acids. Gene Ontology annotation, biological process: synaptic vesicle transport; axonogenesis; neuron apoptotic process.
AUGGGAGACGCGGUGCGGCAGGCGACGGCCCGGAAAAGGGCUUUUACUAGUCGAGGUGUCUCCACCUCCGGUGGUCCUGGAGCGGGAGACAGGCACCAGAACCGUUUCAAGGCCAAGAACCGAGAACCCACGAGAGGGCGAAACGGUUUAGAUGUUUUGCAAGUGAAAGAAAUGAUUUGUUUUGAGUUCUGUGACCAAGAUUUGAAGAAAUAUUUUGACAGUUGCAAUGGAGACCUGGACCCCGAGAUUGUGAAGUCAUUCCUUUUUCAACUGCUUAAAGGCCUUGGAUUCUGCCACAGCCGUAAUGUUCUGCACCGAGACCUGAAGCCCCAGAACCUUCUAAUUAACCGGAAUGGGGAGCUCAAGCUGGCUGAUUUUGGCUUGGCGCGAGCCUUUGGGAUCCCUGUUCGAUGUUACUCUGCAGAGGUGGUCACUUUGUGGUACCGUCCACCAGAUGUCCUGUUCGGGGCCAAACUAUACUCCACAUCCAUUGACAUGUGGUCAGCUGGAUGCAUCUUUGCAGAACUGGCCAAUGCCGGGCGGCCUCUCUUCCCUGGGAAUGAUGUAGAUGAUCAACUGAAAAGAAUCUUUCGGCUGCUGGGGACUCCAACUGAAGAGCAGUGGCCUGCCAUGACCAAGCUUCCAGACUACAAGCCUUACCCCAUGUAUCCAGCAACGACAUCACUUGUCAAUGUUGUCCCCAAGCUCAACGCCACAGGGAGGGACCUAUUGCAGAACCUGCUCAAGUGUAACCCAGUUCAGCGCAUCUCAGCGGAAGAAGCUUUGCAGCAUCCCUACUUCUCCGACUUCUGCCCUCCCUAGCCAGGGUCUCCUUUGCCCUUUCCAUGUCCAGAGAACCGAGUCCACUACCCUCGACCCCUCUAGGCCCUCAGAUUGGGAGCUGCUCGAUGCGCUCUCGCCUUGCUGGCCCACCCUCUUCCCUACCUACCCAGGGACCCUGGGCAGGAGAAAUAGCCCCUGGGAGCUAAGGGGUUGGGGCCUCCUUUGCCUGUUUUUCUUCCCUGGCCCUUCCCUAGACUCCCCCACCCCAUUGGAAAAGGGGUAGGGGUGGGGAUGGUGCUAUGCACUUAAGCUCUGCUACUUGGGCCAGAUGUUUGGGGUCAGCCGUGGUGGGGUUAGGGGUGUGAAGGAUGGAUGCCAGCCGGAGCCCCUGUCCCCCCACUUCCUGCGCUCCCCCCCUUAUGUAUGGACUUUAUUUAAUUUCAUAAAUUGGCUUCUUUCCCACAAUCUAGGCUUUUGUCAUGAGGGAAGGUGUGUGUGUCUUUAUGUUCUGAGACAUGGUAGCAGAGGCCUGAAGACUGACCUGCCUCCACUUACUAACAUGACCAGCCAUCAUCUCCCCCAACUCACUCUCAUGUCCCCUUUUUGGCCCACGGUUCAGUUUCUUAGGAACCCAGUGAAACCUGCCUGCUCUGCCCACCAGAGGGCAGAAGUCAACACUAGGUAGAAAUUAGGGCUCAGUUUUGGAUCAUCCAGAGGAAAGUCUUCCUAGACAAUUAGAACUAGCCAGAAAUGGCAUAUGGGCCUCCCUGGGAGGUCCCUCCCUGGGGGUCUUCAGCUGGGCGAGUUGCUGUGCUGGGGGGUCUCCUGCAGAGGAUGAACUGGUUCCUGAGCCCCCUCCACUUGUAGGCAUCUGUGGAACCUGACUUGAGGGUGAACCUUUAUGCUUGACUUCUGCCCAAAGGCUGGGAGAUGUAGGGGCUUAUUCUGAGUACUGAUUGGGGGCAGGGAGGGGGAAUUAGGACUAGAAAAUGAGAGUUGUCAUUUAUUAAUAAAUAGUGUGGCUUUGACUGCUU